Molecule: messenger RNA, 390 nt
Organism: Desarmillaria tabescens
Lineage: Eukaryota; Fungi; Basidiomycota; Agaricomycetes; Agaricales; Physalacriaceae
Exons: 2
Coding region: 104-307 (67 amino acids)
Source: RefSeq, a predicted model, not a curated record
GGACGAACUUAUUAGCAAGUCUUUCUCUGGGCGUGAUGGACGAGGAUAGUCAGUUUCCUUCUUCUGUGGCGACUACGCUUAAUCUCUCAGAGAUUACAGUCUCAUGUAUUCAGCCACCAAUGUCAAGCUCGGUAAGAAGGAGGAUCGGCCGCUUCUGACCGGCGUACAUACCGUUGCCGACGUGCAUUGCCUAGGCUGCAAUGAUAGGCUUGGUUGGUAUUAUCACAAAGCAUCAGAUUACUCUCAAAAAUACAAGGAGGGUGAGUUCAAUUCGUUUAACUUCUACAUCCUCGCCAUAUACCUGUAAUACUAGGUAAAUAUCUGCUUGAGCGAGAGAAGCUGGUCAAAGAGAACAACUGGACGUUAGAUUCGGAGGAAGAGGUAUAAUAA